This is a messenger RNA of Colletotrichum gloeosporioides, 645 nucleotides long. RefSeq lists its product as uncharacterized. The transcript is spliced from 2 exons. The record is from RefSeq and is a predicted model, not a curated record. Gene Ontology annotation, cellular component: mitochondrial inner membrane. Gene Ontology annotation, biological process: mitochondrial respiratory chain complex IV assembly. The coding region runs from base 1 to 645 and encodes 214 amino acids. NCBI's taxonomy places the organism in Eukaryota, Fungi, Ascomycota, Sordariomycetes, Glomerellales, Glomerellaceae.
AUGCUUUCAAGAACAGUAACGAGGCGGCUCGCCUCUUCGCUGCGCAACGCUGCUGCACGACCACAGUCACAACUCAGGAACCAGACACAACGGAGAUGGGCAACUGCGGCGCCGAAGCCGGGAUCAGGGCCCUUGAUGGAGAGGCGGGCUGAUAGAGAGCUUCCUGAUAUCAACCAAAUCACCUUCCGCUGGUCCCGCUCGCUCCCCAUCUUUGCCGCCGCCAUCGUCCUCUCCAGCGUCGCAAUCUUCAACUACCAGAAGUCGUCGUCGCCCGUGAUCGCAUCGACAAUGUACGCCCUGCGCACCAACCCGCGGGCCCGCGAGCUGCUCGGCGACGAGGUCUACUUCAAGCACCAGAUCCCGUGGAUCUCGGGCGAGAUGAACCAGCUGCACGGACGCAUCGACAUCAGCUUCAGCGUCAAGGGCACCAAGGGCGAGGCCGUCAUGAAGUUUGCCAGCUUCCGGACGUCGCACAAGGGCUUGUUCGAGACGACAGAGUGGAGCCUGGAGACGCCCGACGGCCGCAAGGUCGACCUGCUGGACGGCGCCGAUCCGUUCCGGGGCAUCGUUGGUGGGGAUCUGGACGACGAUUUGGACGAGCCUGCGUCGGCGGCGACGAGAGGCUUUAGGCAGAACAUCAAAUAA